Exophiala oligosperma is the source of this 533-nucleotide messenger RNA. RefSeq lists its product as uncharacterized. Bases 276 to 533 code for a protein of 85 amino acids. The record is from RefSeq and is a predicted model, not a curated record. Lineage: Eukaryota; Fungi; Ascomycota; Eurotiomycetes; Chaetothyriales; Herpotrichiellaceae. The transcript is spliced from 2 exons.
GAGCGGCUCGCAACAAAUCCAUUAGGUCUUGUCGGUACCCAGUCUGUUUCACCGUCAGAAUCUCGACGCAGAGGAGAGCGAGGGGUGGUCCUGCCUAUAGAGGGAUUCGAGACAGUUGUGCAGAGCGUAUAUGUGACAAGCUGAGAGGACUGACGCUCGGACCCUUUUGCAUAGAGAGACUGAUGGAGCCGUGGCAGGAACGGACGUGAAAAGAGACGAGUGAACUGCUAUACUUCCCAGUCGAUGAAACUGCGAAAGUCGUGGGAUAGACAGUCAUGUUGCCCUCUCUCGGCCCGGAAAAUACUUCUCUGCAGAGGAAGCUGAUGGAGCGAGCCGUGGAGCAGGAGGAGCAGGGGAACGAGGUCGAGGAGGACGAGGACGAGGACGAUGAUGAGGAGGUCGAGGAGAAAGAGGCUGAGGAGGUCGAGGAGAAAGAGGCUGAUGAGGUCGAGAGACGAAAGAGGUCGAGGAGGGUGACGGAGAUGGACUUCUACCGCAUAGGCAAAGGAGGAGAAGAACUAAAAGGCGAAUGA